Molecule: messenger RNA, 1113 nt
Organism: Naegleria lovaniensis
Lineage: Eukaryota; Heterolobosea; Eutetramitea; Acrasida; Naegleriidae
Exons: 1
Coding region: 1-1113 (370 amino acids)
Biological process (GO): SCF-dependent proteasomal ubiquitin-dependent protein catabolic process
Cellular component (GO): SCF ubiquitin ligase complex
Molecular function (GO): protein binding
Source: RefSeq, a predicted model, not a curated record
AUGAUGAAAGACACUUUAUCCAUUCAAUCCAAAGAACCAAAGAGUGAUGAUAAUGAUGAACCUCUAGAAAUCAUUCCGAUGAACAAAUUCAAUCAUCCAAACCAUAACAACCAUCCAUCAAAGAAGAGAAGUCUAUGGAUGCAACAAAUUCCGAUUCAUCAUGGCUCGAGUGAUUGUUUUGAAAUUAAAAAACGAAAAUCAUUGUUUCCGUCCCAUACAGAUGAACAUCAUGAAAUUUUUAUUUUUCAUCCGUUCCAUGAUGAGAAUAUCCUAUUUUGGAUGUUGCAAUUUUUGAACUCGGAAUUUCUGAUGCGAGUGUGUAUGAUGGUUUCUAAACAAUGGUUGGAAGUGGCAUUGAAAAUUCCAUUAGAAUUUAAUUUUAAACGCAAAAUUUUCGAUAGUUCAUUGUUGUAUCGAAUGGUUUCAUGUCGAAAUGUGAAAUAUUUGAAAACUUUAAUUUUAAAUAAUAAUACGAUUGGAGAUGCAAUCGUGAAGAGCAUUGCUGAGAGUGAAAAUAUGAAAAAUUUAACAUGUCUUGGAUUGGGUAAUACCAGAAUUGGAUACAAGGCAAUUACUGCAUUGGCAUCGAGUGAAAUGAUGAAAAAUUUGAAAAGUUUGGAUUUGAGUCUCAACAGCUUGUACACAGAGUCUUUUCUAAUCUUGGCCAAUAGCUCAAUGCUGACGAAUUUGACAGAAUUGAAUUUGUCCCGCUUGUCACUCACAGAUCAAAUCAUGAACAUCCUAACAUCCUCUAAAAACACACAAUAUUUAACACGAUUGAACUUGUAUGACAAUCAAAUCGAGGAUGAAGGAUUGAAACUCAUUGGAAAUUCCAUUCAUCUUCAACAACAUUUGAAAUAUUUAAACUUGGGAUGCAAUGACUUUACAGGCGAUGGUCUAAAACUCUUCGUAUCUACUCCAGUCAUGAAGAAUUUGAAAGAACUUGAUAUAAGCAAAGCACGAAAUUGCGAAAUUUUGGAAAUUUUACUCGACGCUAGUUCCUGUUUGCGACAUCUUGCUGCAUUGAUAGUCAGUCCUACUAUGAAUGAUGAUUUGUUGAAAUUGCAACAACUAUUACCACAUGUUCGAAUUGGAAAUACUAGUUUAAGAUGA